This is a messenger RNA of Cuscuta europaea, 1988 nucleotides long. The record is from the annotation of a GenBank genome assembly. NCBI's taxonomy places the organism in Eukaryota, Viridiplantae, Streptophyta, Magnoliopsida, Solanales, Convolvulaceae.
CUUGAAUACUGCCGCUCUAGAGCUGAAGACGAAGGCGUCCCCGGCAGAAUACCAGUCCACCCAGAUGCUGGUUAGACCUUCGGCGCGCGUGGUGGAGCCUUGGGCGGAUGAUUUGCUGCGAUACGCGCCCGAGGGGUGCUUUGCUGCUCACACCCUCUCGGUGGAGAUGGGGCUUCGGUUCCCGCUCCAUCCUUUUCUCUUGGAGUAUCUGAGAUUUGUGGGGUUGGCCCCUUGCCAGCUAACGCCCAACAGCCACUCCUAUGUGGCCGGCUUCCUCUCCUUGUGUCAGAGCCGGGGGGUCGAGCCCACACUUGAUCAAUUCUUCAUGUCCUUCAACCUUUGCCGGGGGGGGGGGGGGGGGGGGGCAUUCAAAUGCUGAGGGCUUUGCCAACCUUCAGCAGGUACUGGAGUUCCGGCUUUUUGAUGAUGUGCCCUCGUCUCACAAGGGGUGGAAAGAGAGGUUCUGCUAUAUCCGCCUCGAGGAGAACCCCUUCCCGGCCCAGCUCCGUAAUAGCUUCCGGCGCCAUCCGAAGGUGGGGAGCGCAGCUUUGGAGAAGAAUGGAAAAGUGCUUGCCAAGAAGCCGGAGGGGUCUGACAAGCAUGUCAAGAUCAGAGAAGUCACUCUUCCGGAGGAUUUGCUUAACCUGGGCUUCCGGCAGUUCAGGCCGAGGGGCUCUUCGGAUGAAAGAUACCCUCCCCUCGAUAGGGUCUUCGAAGGCGCCGGAGGUAACAAUAUGGACGUUGGUUCCCUCUUCGCUUUGAAAAACGCGAAAGGGAAGAAGAAGGCCCCGGCGGGCGCUUCUGCCAGGGAGGGGCCCUCUCAAACUGCUGGCGCUGCUGCUGGCGCCGGAGGGUCCAAGGGUGCUGGGCCCGUUAAGAAGAAGAUUGCUGGAAAGGGGACCGAGCCCCCGGCCAAGAAGCCGAAGACCACCGCCCCUACCAAACAACCGAUCACCGAUGUGGUGGUGAUUGUGGACGAAGGGCACGCUUCUGCCUCCACCCCCCAGGAACAAAUCAAUCAGGAGUUCUUUGGGCGGGAGAGGUUGGAGGCGUUAGUACCGAAGGGGGCCUCCGUGUUGGAGGGCAGCUUGAACCCUUCGGCUCUGAUGAGCCAGAUGCUGCCGUCAGCCAACCGACUGGCCCUUGCCCGGCUGGACGAGGGAUCCCUCGAGGCGAAGGUCCUCCUGAAUGCUGCCUCCACAUUUAUGGGCCUCUGCGAGCACCUCCGAAGGGUGGAUCAAAUGAGGGAGGCUAAGGGUGCCGCCGAGGGGGAGGCCGCCCUCCUCAGGAAGAAGCUUGCUGAAGCCGAGGACUCUCUCCGUCUGGCCACCGACGCCAUGGAGCAGAGGGUGCAGGCUGCAAGGGCCGAAGGGGUCAAUGAGGGGCUAGCCAGGGCCGGGGAGGCUGCCGCCGAGGCCGCCCGUAUUGCUGCCGAUGAAGCCCGCGCGGCUCAAGAAGAGGCCGUCUCCAAGGCCCGAGAGGAUGCGGUGAUCAGCUUCACGGCCGAAGGGUGGAAGGCCGAAGACCGGAGGGAGUGGCUCGCUUCGGUGGUGGGGGCUUCAGUAGACGAGUGGGUCGGGGGCCCCAGAAAGAUGUGGCUUGCCGAGAGGGGCGACUCGUACUACCAAGGCGGGGAGUUCUUCACCCAACGCCUCAUCUACCGGAAGCUUGCGAAGCACUUUCAGGUUGCACCGGAGGAGUUCCGUCCAGAAGCUUAUGGUCUCCCCCCCCCCCCCCCCCCCCCCCCCGCCAGCCAGAUGUCAGGAUCCCGCUCCCCGAGGGGGAAGAGAGGCCAGUUCUUGAAGACUCGGAGACCCUCCGGGAGUGCGGCCUUGGGGGUGAAGAAGAUGAAGCCGAGAGCGAGGCGAUGUCCACAGUACCCCCUUCUUGAAUUGUAAUCCCCCCUUUUGUGUUGUAAUUGUUGGCCUCGGCCCCCUUUGUAACAGUGCAUUUAAACUCCCUUUUUUUAAUGAAUGAGUACAUAUAUG